AUGUCCACGGGGUUCUCCUUCGGGACCGGCACGCUGGGCUCCACCACCGUAGCCCCCGGCGGGACCGGCGCAGGCGGCGGUUUCUCCUUCGGGACGGGGCAUCUAGGUGGUUUUGGAACCGGGCUCUUUGGAACGAAACCUACCACUGGGUUCACUCUGGGAGGAACAAAUACAGGGAUUGUCAUUGGUGUCAGACCUAAAAAAUGGAAUAGCAGCAACAAUAACUACAGGAUUAACUCUGGGGAUAGUAAAGCACUGAAGGAUGAAAAUCUCCCUCCUGUCAUCUGCCAGGAUGUUGAAAACCUCCAAUGUCCUGGAGCUUUUCAUCGGAGACUUGCCCUAGAAAGGAGGAAAACUGAUAAAGCUCAGACAGAGAUUGAGAAUGAAAAUGGAACCACUGUAAUAGAUCUUCCAGGUACUUUAUCCCUCGAAACGGACUGUUCAGGGACAGGCAUAUCACCUGCUGAGUGCAGUUUGAUAUCAGCGUCUCUGCCCCCAUGGCCUGAGGAGCCUGGCCUGGACAACCCCGCCUUGGAGGAGAACACGGCCACUGACACUAUGCAACAGCCGGUUAGUUUUCCAGAAGGCAAAAUUACUACAAUUGAAAUUCACCGGUCUGAUCCUUAUAUUCAGCUAGGAAUUAGGAUUGUUGGGGGAGGCUUAGCGCCACUGAACAACAGAUACAUUGUUAUCCAGGAAGUCUGUCGGGAUGGGGUGAUCGCCAAAGAUGGAAGACUUCUUGCUGGAGACCCAAUUCUUCAGGCUAGUGGUGAGAGGGUGGAUUUAACAAUUGCUAGGCCGGGGAAAUCUCAGCCUGGUAACCCUGUCCAGGACGCAGGAGCUCAGAGUAGCAGCCAGCAGCAUGCACAGCCACUGUACCACAACAGUCCCAGCUCACAAAAGGCUAGUGGCGACAGGGUGGAUUUAACAAUUGCUAGGCCGGGGAAAUCCCAGCCUGGUAACCCUGUCCAGGACACAGGAGCUCAGGGUAGCAGCCAGCAGCAUGCACAGCCGCUGUACCACAACAGACCCAGCUCACACAAGAUGAGGCCUCGAGUUUGCAUGUUUUCAUUCAUCUGCCCUCAGGGAAUCCUUGUGACAAACUGGUAAGAUUUAAAUGAGGGCUGUUACUCUGUUGGAAAAGGUGAACACAAGGUGUUUGGGGGUGUGGAAUGUGUGUUUGGCUACCUUGAGAGUCCCUGUACAGUCUGUUCCUCAGCCAGUAGGGGUGGUUUCUUAG
Mustela lutreola (European mink) is the source of this 1240-nucleotide messenger RNA. Its product is annotated as ligand of Numb protein X 2-like. Lineage: Eukaryota; Metazoa; Chordata; Mammalia; Carnivora; Mustelidae. The transcript is spliced from 9 exons. Bases 1 to 1110 code for a protein of 369 amino acids. The record is from RefSeq and is a predicted model, not a curated record. Gene Ontology annotation, molecular function: ubiquitin-protein transferase activity; protein binding.